Molecule: messenger RNA, 1302 nt
Organism: Saccharomyces paradoxus
Lineage: Eukaryota; Fungi; Ascomycota; Saccharomycetes; Saccharomycetales; Saccharomycetaceae
Gene: KAR1
Product: Kar1p
Exons: 1
Coding region: 1-1302 (433 amino acids)
Source: RefSeq, a predicted model, not a curated record
AUGAAUGUAACUUCUCCAAAAGAUGGGAACCACAGAUUCUCUAGGAAGAAUAGAUUCAAUACAAAUAAACCCCGAUUCCACAAAUUAAAUGAGCAGGUGCAGGGUAUAAAUAUACCGGAAGACCGCGAUUCAAUUGUUUCAAGUAAUACAACGUCAAUUAUGACAGAUGAUGCAUUCGAUUAUAAUAGAGGCAUUCCAUCGCAUACAAAAGACAUUAAUUCUGACAAUGACGGAAACAAUGAUACCAUAAAACAAGAAAACUCCAGUAAAAGGGACACCGGAUAUAAUCCUUUCUACAAUGGAUCAGGGAUCAAUCAGCGGUAUACGCAAUUUAGAAAAAGAGAGUUUGAACCGACGCUUGCAGAAAACGAAACCGUGGGGGGUAUAUCGGACGAAGACAUGGUAAAAAUUGAUGAAGAUAAUAUAGAGAACGAACUCCAGUUCACACCGAGGAUUAAAGAGCCUAGUAUACUCCGGUCUAGUCUACUAGGACAAAGUAAAGCCCUUCAUGCUUGGAAUCCAAUAUCGAAAGAACCACAAAUUAAAACAAAACCUAUCGUCAAUAACAAGAGCUCCUCAAAAAGGAAAUCUAGUGCGGUACUUCGAAAACAAUUAGGAAAACCGCUGCCGCUGCCGUACUUGAACAAUCCUAAUAGUAAUAUCACGACCACAUUACAGAAAAAAGAAGAAGUGUUUACGGAUGAAGUGGUUCAAAAGAAGAGAGAAUUGAUCGAGUCCAAAUGGCACAGACUUCUCUUACACGACAAGAAAAUGGUAGAAAAAAAGCUGGAAAGUUUGAGAGAAUAUGAAAGAAAAAAAAUGUCUUCACAGGGUACCGAUGUUUCUAGCUUUCAGCAAGACAAUUCCUUCAAAAUAUCGACGCCAACAAAAUCGUAUGUUUCCUUAGGGCAAGAAUCCUCGCCAAAUCUCCCUGCCGUAAAGACCCCUAAUGAUAUUUUCGACAAUAGGGAGAAAGGAGAAACAAAUAAUAAUGUACUAAAGUUUCAAGGACAGCGGGAUCCAUUACAAAAACUACAGUUUGAGAUCGAAAGGCACACUAAGAAGCUUGAUACGAUAAUAGAGUUACUUAAAGAUGCUACCGAUACCAAAGAAGGGAGUAGAGUGAUAGCUAAUGAUAACAUAGCUCUCGAACAAAGAAGCAACGAGGGGUGGCGGAAAAACAUGAUGGUGAUUUAUAAAAGAUCAGGAAAUAUUAUGGGAAAGUAUAAGGAAUAUUUCUUAUGGACAAUCUGUAUUUUAAUAUUGUUAUAUUGCAAUAUAUAUGUGUAUUAUAGGCUCUAA